Molecule: messenger RNA, 429 nt
Organism: Suillus subalutaceus
Lineage: Eukaryota; Fungi; Basidiomycota; Agaricomycetes; Boletales; Suillaceae
Exons: 2
Source: RefSeq, a predicted model, not a curated record
AUGAAGGAAGUAUUGGAGAUUCUCAAGGACUCAACAAUUGCCUCGAAGACCGGCAAGGACGACCGCUCUCGUUUUUGGGCAGCAUACAAAAGCGUCGCUGAGGAACACGACGAUGAGUUCCUGUAUCGAUACAACAAUGACAUGAAGAUUAUAUUAAUCUUUUCUGGUCUGUUUUCCGCCGUCGGCGCUGCUUUUAUUGUGUCCAUGGAGCCGAAUCUCAGUCCAGACCCCAACGACACCACGCAUGCCCUUCUUACACAGCUCGUCCAAAUCGGACUCGGCAACUUCACUGCCGCGGGGUCUACGCCAGCAGCGCCAGCAUCUACCUGGUCGCCGACCACAGCCACCAUAAGGAUCCAAUGUAUCGCCUACGCAAGCUUGUCCUUCAGUUUACUCGCUGCUUUCGGGGCCGUGCUGGGAAAGCAGUGG